CCCUCCAAACCCCUUGACCAGGGGGCUGCAGGUGGCAGCUUCCAUCUCCUUGCCUGGUUGCAAGCCACCUCCCCAAACCCAGGCUCCAGUAUAUAAAUCAGGCAAAUUCCCCACUUGAGCAUGAACCUCUGAAAACUGCCGGCAUCUAAGGUCUCCUUCAAGGCCUUCUGGAGUGCGGCCCAUAAUGAAGGUCUUGGCGGCAGGAGUCGUGCCCCUGCUGCUGGUUCUGCACUGGAAACAGGGGGCCGGGAACCCCCUCCCCAUCACCCCGGUCAACGCCACCUGUGCCACCCGCCAUCCAUGUCCCAGCAACCUCAUGAACCAGAUCAGAAACCAGCUGGGACAGCUCAACAGCAGUGCCAACAGCCUCUUUAUCCUCUAUUACACGGCCCAGGGGGAGCCCUUCCCCAACAACCUGGACAAGCUGUGCGGCCCCAACGUGACCGACUUCCCGCCCUUCCACGCCAACGGCACGGAGAAGGCCCGCCUGGUGGAGCUGUACCGCAUCAUCGCAUACCUGGGCGCCUCCCUGGGCAACAUCACGCGGGACCAGAAGGUCCUCAACCCCUACGCCCACGGCCUGCACAGCAGGCUGAGCGCCACGGCCGACGUCCUGCGGGGCCUGCUCAGCAACGUGCUCUGCCGGCUGUGCAGCAAGCACCACGUGGGCCACGUCGACGUGACCUACGGCCCCGACACCUCGGGCAAGGACGUCUUCCAGAAGAAGAAGCUGGGCUGCCAGCUCCUGGGGAAGUACAAGCAGGUCAUCGCCGUGCUGGCCCAGGCCUUCUAGACCGGAGGUCUGAGAUAGUAGGGGACUCUCCAACUGCGGCCGUGGCCCGGAGCACCGCCAGACCCGAGUGGGGGCUGCUGGAGGACCCCCGAGGGGGAAUCCUGGCCGGUCCACUCCCCUCCAGGGUGGGCCGCCAGGAAGCUGAGCAGAGCCAGAACUCCCAGAAGCAGAACGUGUAUGUGGUGCCAACUGGAAAGGAAGGCACCCCUUCUUCUGGGAGACUGCAGCCGGGCGCUCGGUGUCGGGCUGGAUUUCGGCUCCCGACUCGUCCCCUUGGCCAGGGUCUUCGUGAGCAAACCACACAAGUUGUCUCUGGUGACCCUGGCCACAGGGCGAGACAGCAGGGGUCGGGGGCACUAACCCCCCAGCAGAAUGACCACCAUCAGUGCCUCGGCGGACCUUGAAAGGUCUGGUUGGAGCUCAGGCAGCCCAGAGGGGCUGGGAUCCAGAAGGAUCCUUGGCCCCUACAGGUAUGGCGAGUUGGAAGUCUAGAAUGGGAGCUCUGGUUUGGGAUGCUGUCUUGCUUGGGUGUGACUGGGGAGUUCAGGCCUACAGCUGUCAGGUGGAAGUUUCCAGAAGGAGGCCCACUUGGCCCUCCAGGCUCGGGGAGGCAGAGAGAGGCCACAUGUAGGCCAGGGAAGGAAGAGAGGCCCUUGCAAGGCUUGACGGGCUCCCCUUCCUUGAGCCCAAAGUCUGUCCUGCCAUCCUAACUGGCCGCGGGGCUGGACCUGGAGGUGGGAUACAUGGGGGCAGGCAGGUUGCAAAGUCAGGUGAGGAGGUUCUGAGGGGAUCCAGAGUCUUGUGGGCAAGGGUUUGCGGAUGGAGUAGGUCAGAGUGGCAGCUCCCCUCUGAGGCCCACCGAGGCCCCGUGAGGUCUCGCCAGGGGCACCAGAGGCCAUCCAUUGCUGGUCCCUGGAGCAGGGGGAUGGCGGGAGUUGAGGUCAGGGUCUCAGGAAGCCUGAGAGCCAAGAGUGCCGUGUGCCUGACUCAGCAUGAUUGUCUAUUUAUUUUGAUGCCCUAUUUAUAUUAACUUAUUGGUGCUUCAAAUGGCAAAAGCUCACCCCGCUUUCCCUGCUCCCCUCUCUCCAACGGAAAUAAUAAGACGGUUCCUCCUAUGGGAGCUGGGGGCCAAGCCUUCACAAGGACCUGGUCUGGAAGUCAAAGAUGUUGCAAGGUAGGGUGAGCCUUACGGGUGAAGCUCAGAGAAGGCUUAGGAGCUGGGAGGACUGGUCAGUCUGGGUGAGGGCAGGGGAC
Messenger RNA from Odocoileus virginianus texanus, 2047 nucleotides. RefSeq names its product LIF interleukin 6 family cytokine (gene LIF). Gene Ontology annotation, biological process: leukemia inhibitory factor signaling pathway; regulation of cell differentiation; positive regulation of cell population proliferation. Gene Ontology annotation, cellular component: extracellular region. Gene Ontology annotation, molecular function: growth factor activity; cytokine activity; leukemia inhibitory factor receptor binding. The record is from RefSeq and is a predicted model, not a curated record. NCBI's taxonomy places the organism in Eukaryota, Metazoa, Chordata, Mammalia, Artiodactyla, Cervidae.